Angiostrongylus costaricensis is the source of this 582-nucleotide messenger RNA. The record is from the annotation of a GenBank genome assembly. Lineage: Eukaryota; Metazoa; Nematoda; Chromadorea; Rhabditida; Metastrongylidae.
AUGUACGUCAAUGCAUCCACGUCGUCUGCGUCUUCACCUGAGGAAUUCAAAGUUAAAGUGCCGAAAUCGCGCAAAGAAAAUCGACUUCUGAAGAGUGGCUUCGUUGACGACAACAACGACCACCUCUGCUACCUCGAACUUUCGAUUGUGUGGCCGGCUGCAGUGUGCGCCGUGUUGUCGAUGUUGCUUUUCAUUGCUGCGAUAGCUGCAUCGCUUUACAACGACUACAUACCUACAGAGAAGGAGCUACUACGGACGUUUUUCGCCGCCUAUGGUUCGACGUCUUUCGCUUGUAAUACAACGUUACCAUUACCGGUAAAUGGGAUUCCUUCCGCACUGAAACUGCUCGAAAUCAAUGCCUCCGGCAAUGUGCUGUUUCGAUUAUGCACCUGCAUUCCGGUCGUAAUCCGGCUGUUUAUUUCUAAUAUUCAAUGUGCUACGAUGCGAGCGGAGUACGAGCUACUUCCUUUCUUCUAUCGAAUUUCCAUCGAGGUAGUACCGCUACUGACCUUCAUAGAGGUGUUCUCUUUGGCCUUAUUCAGCAUAAUCACCUCUCACAGCGACUUUCCAGGUGAAUUUUAA